AGAUGUUGUGGUUCCUUGCGUUUAUGUUCUUUGGGGCGCUUGCAAGAAGUUCCCCCAUCGAGAAUGGAGCAGUCCUUGGCUCCAAGGCAUGUACUGUGGGGCCUUCCUACUGGUGUGCUCACAUUAGGAAUGCACGAGAAUGCAAUGCACUGCACCACUGCAUUGAUGCCGUCUGGACCAAGCAGAAGCUGCCGGUGGACGAUGAUGAUGUGUGCACCAUCUGCAAGAACAUGGUCCAAGAGGCCAGAGAUACUCUUCUGAGCAAUGAGACCCAGGAGGAGCUGAAGGAAGUAUUUGAAGGGUCAUGUCGCCUGAUCCCACUCAAGAUUGUAGCUGAUGAGUGUGUGAAGCUUGCAGACGAGUUCAUUCCCGAACUCGUUGAGACCCUGUCUUCUGAAAUGAAUCCUCAGAUGGUAUGUGCUGCAGCUGGACUAUGCAACAGUGAGCGGAUUGACAAGCUCCUUGCAGGCUCUACAUCCGAAAAUACUCAAGUUGCGUUGGAGGUGUCAUGCAAAACUUGCAAGAAGUACUUCACCCCCAUCAUGGAGAGGAUUCAUGAGGCAUCUGAUCAGGACAUCAGGCAGCACCUUCUCAUGGCCUGUGGAUACCUGGGAAGCCAAUCGGAUGGAUGCGUGAUGCUAGUUCAGCAGUACUCUGACUCCUUGGUGAAGCUGGUCAAAGAGAUGGAUAUCUCAACACUUUGCCUGUAUUUGGGAACCUGCAAUCCAACUGGGACGGUCCCCUCGAAGGUCCCUGGGAUGUCUGAGCUGGAGGAAUCUCCCGUUCGUUCACUAGUCUCUGUCCCUCGAGAGCCAUCAGAGGAGUGUCAGUUCUGUUUGGCUGUGUUCACACACUGGAGGGACAUGAUCGUCUCCAACACCUCUGCCCAGGAAUUCCGUUUGGUCCUUGAAGGCUUAUGCAAACAGACAGGAACUUUUUCCAAAGAGUGCCUGAGCCUGGUGGACAAGUAUUCUGUACCAUUCUAUGACUGGAUGUCACACCAAUUCAAUCCUAAGAAGAUCUGCCGGGCCAUCUAUCUCUGUCCUUCUGUCUCCAUCCAGCAGGCAAACAUCUGGACUCUGCUGCCAUCGCAAAAGAUAAUCCUUGCCACACCACUGGAAACCCCCAUGCACAUCAUUGGAACUGAUGAGGCCGCUGCCUUCAAGUUGGAUGAAGAGAAGAAAAUCCCAGCUACCCCACUGGAAAGUCCUAUGCAUAUAAUUGGGACUGAUGAAGCAGCUGCCUUCAAGUUGAAUGAGAAGGAAAUCCCAGCUACCCCCCUGGAAAGUCCUAUGCACAUCAUUGGGACUGAUGAGGCAGCUGCAGCCAAGCUGGAAGAGGAGAAGAAGGAUGAAGUAUCACACCUCCAUCGGGUCUCACUUAAGAAAGACCCAACCAUUGUGUCCCAGGUGCACUUGAAUAGUGAAGCCUCAGGUGAGGAAUGCAUCAUGUGCCAGUACCUUCUCCAUGAACUCCAGAACUACCUCUCAGAGGAACCCACCAAGGAGGAGAUAGAAAAGGCAGUAGGACAGGUGUGCUCCGUGCUUCCAUCCUAUGUACGGGCAGAAUGUCAUAAUUUCAUCCAGACCUAUGGGGACCUCAUCAUUGCCCUCCUUGUGCAGAACAUCGAUCCCUCUGUUCUCUGCAAGCAGCUAAACCUGUGCCCAAAGGAGAUUUUGUUGACAUCAACUAUAGAGCCAGAUCUUCGUUGCCAGGCAUGUGAGUUUGUUCUCUACGCCAUCAGGAACUACCUUUCACAGAACAGUACUGAGGAGGAGAUUCAUGAUGCCUUGGUGCAAGUGUGCGAUAAGCACAUACCAGCAGAACUGAAGACUGCAUGCAAGACUCUGGUGGAUGACUAUGAGGCGGAGAUUGUUGAUGGGCUCAUCAUGGACCUGAACCCAGAGGAAAUAUGCCGCUUUAUCCGACUCUGCAAGAAGAAAUCCACCCAGGAACCUGAAUUUGAGAGCAAUGAGAUUCCACCACUGCCGCUUGAUGCGGCAAAGGCACAACUCCCACUGGAGAGAAUCUUCAUCCCAGAGAACCAUGGAAUUGGACUUAGCAUCACACCCAAGGGGGAGUCAGGGAACUUAAACUCAGGCCAAAAAGUUGGCUCUGCCCAAUGUGUGAUCUGCGAGUUCGUCAUGCAAGAGCUGGAGCAGCUCCUCAAGGACAAUGCCACUGAUCACCAGAUUGAGGAGGCACUACGGCAGGUGUGCAGCCUUCUCCCAAAGACAGUGCGGGGAGAAUGCAAUGCAUUUGUAGAACAAUACUAUGAGUCUCUGAUCCAACUCCUCGAAAGCCUGGCUCCUGAGGAGGUUUGCAGUAUGCUCCAGCUCUGCAUGUCGUCAGGUGAAACCAUGCAAGUGCCCAUCCAGGAUUUGAAGCUGGACAAGUGUGAUGGAUGUCGCAUGGUCAUUGAUUACUUGGACCGGCUCCUUGAGAACGAAGACGUGGAGAAGUAUGUUGUUGAUGAUCUGGUCAAGGUCUGCCACAUCAUGCCGGCCUCUUAUUCUCUCCAGUGUGAGGAGCUUAUUGACACCUUUGGGCCAUAUCUUCUGGAUCUCCUUGGAGAGCUAAAUGACAGCAUGAAGGUUUGCCGUGCAAUUGACGUCUGCCCGAAGGAAUCGGGUCUCCUGCAGCUGUACGGUGGACCGCGAUGCUUCUGGGGAUCUACCUACUGGUGCCAGUCCUUGCUCCAUGCUAAAUCCUGCAAUGUAAAUUGGACUUCUGCAAGAACCUGUGGGCAGAGCAAGGCAAGAUUUGAAGAGCCACCUCUGCCUCAGUGUCCUUUGAGGGCAUUGGACAACUGUUAUCUGGUGUGAUACGAUUUUACCUUUCAGUUAGAUCAUCUCGUGAUUUGUGAUCCCACAGCCUUUGAUGUAUUUUUUCAUUCCCUGCCUUGCUGCAAUAGGCAAUGAUCGUUGUGUAAGAAAAUCCUGAUUGAAAGUUAAGCUGCAUUGUGCCAUGGUAAUCAAGAAAGGAAAGCCUAGAUGCACCUUCAACAGUUGAAACAAUAGGAGACUUUAUUGCAGCCAGUGCAUAGGGGUACAUUUGUCAAUACAUUCUUUUCAAUAACAUGGAUAAAUAUUUCAAAUUUCAACAUGUAAGUUGUAGACUUGAAGGAUAAAUACCAUGUUAUUUCAGUACGUUUGGUGAGACAGCACCAGAUUUUUUACUGGAGUUCUUUUCAGUCAGAGCACCUUUUUUUUGUUGCAAGAACUGGAUAAAAUGAUGCGAAAUGAUUGCGAGGACUGGUUUGUGAAAUAACCCAUUCCAAGAGUCUUCAGUCUUCCCCUUCCUAUUGUGCAGAAAAGGUAAGCUCAUUCUGAAUUCCAGCGAGAGAUGCGAUAGAUCAAAGAUCGAUGCGGACUGUCGGCAGGCCUCGCGUUCGUAGAGCCCGAGAAUCCGUUUGGGAAUGUCUCCGGGUGUUUCUGGGGACACUGGGAAUGAGGUUUUCCUGAGAAAGUGUUGUUCCACAAUCCACCUUGCAAGUGUUGGCAAAUGUUAUGCUUUGUGUCAUGCAAUGUAAAUCUUUUUGACAGUUCCA
Molecule: messenger RNA, 3550 nt
Organism: Darwinula stevensoni
Lineage: Eukaryota; Metazoa; Arthropoda; Ostracoda; Podocopida; Darwinulidae
Source: the annotation of a GenBank genome assembly